Molecule: messenger RNA, 1644 nt
Organism: Gossypium raimondii (Peruvian cotton)
Lineage: Eukaryota; Viridiplantae; Streptophyta; Magnoliopsida; Malvales; Malvaceae
Exons: 4
Coding region: 1-1644 (547 amino acids)
Source: RefSeq, a predicted model, not a curated record
AUGGUUGAAAAGUUAGGACUGAAGACGACAAAGCAUCCCAAUCCCUAUAAAUUGCAGUGGCUGAAUAAUGGAGGAGAGAUUAAAGUAAACAAGCAGGUGUUAGUUCCGUUUGCCAUUAGAAAGUACAAGGAUGAAGUACUUUGCGAUGUCGUUUCAAUGGAUGCGAGCCAUUUGCUAUUAGGUCGUCCGUGGCAGUUUGAUAAGAGGACAAUGCAUGAUGGUUUUACAAACAUAUAUUCUUUUAUGCACAAAGGAAAGAAGUUCAUCUUAGCACCUUUGACACCGAGUCAAGUGCAAGAAGAUCAGGAGAGAUUGCGAAAGAAUACUGAAGAAGUUCGUGGGAAAAACAAGAUGAAUGUGUAUGCAAGUAGCAAAGAAAUCAGGAAAUGUCUUUCCUCUCAACAAUCUUUGCUCAUUUUGUUGUUUAAAGAUUCUUGUUUAUUGUCUGAAACUUCUAAUGUUUUGCCUACUUCCAUUUCAUCUCUUUUGAAGGAAUUUCAAGAUGUGUUUCCGGAUGAAACACCCAAGGGUUUACCCCCUCUUCGUGGCAUUGAGCACCAGAUUAAUUUCAUUCCUGGAGCCACAAUUCCAAAUAGACCAGCCUAUCGAAGUAACCCCGAAGAGACAAAGGAACUUCAAAGACAGAUUUUAGAGUUGUUGGAUAAAGGUUACAUUCGAGAGAGUUUAAGCCCAUGCGCCGUACCAGUGCUAUUGGUACCUAAGAAAGAUGGGACUUGGAGGAUGUGUGUUGAUUGUCGAGCAGUAAAUCAAAUCACAAUCAAGUAUCGACACCCCAUUCCUCGACUCGAUGACAUGCUGGAUGAAUUAUGCGGAGCGACUAUCUUCUCCAAAAUUGAUUUGAAGAGUGGAUAUCACCAGAUUCGUAUGAAAGAAGUCGACGAGUGGAAGACAGCUUUCAAAACAAAGCUAGGUUUGUACGAAUGGUUAGUGAUGCCAUUUGGAUUAAUGAAUGCAACUAGUACUUUUAUGAGACUGAUGAAUCAUGUUCUGCGAUCUUUUAUUGGUUAUAUUGUUAGUUCUCAAGGAGUUGAGGUUGAUCCUGAGAAGAUAAAGGCGAUUCAAAAUUGGCCACGAUCGACAUCCAUUAGUCAGCAUAAAUUGAAUAAACGACAUGCUAAAUGGGUUGAAUUUUUGGAAUCUUUUCCUUAUGUCAUUCGUUACAAAAAGGGAAAAGACAAUGUCGUUGCUGAUGCAUUAUCACGUAGAUAUACCCUUUUGAGUUACCUUGAUUCACAGUUGAUUGGAUUUGCAUAUAUUAGAGAAUUAUAUUCUGAAGAUCCUGAUUUUAGAGAUAAGGAUAAUGCUUGUGAGAAAGGAGCAGAUGGAAAAUUCUACAGGCAUGAUGGAUAUCUUUUCAAAGAAAAUAGGAUAUGCAUUCCACAGGGUUCAAUGCGUGAUAUACUGAUCCGUGAAGCACAUGAAGGUGGAUUGAUGGGUCAUUUUGGGGUCACUAAAACGUUACACACCUUAAAAGAGCAUCUUUUUCGGCCUAAGAUGCGCAGGGAAGUUGAAAGGUAUUGUGAACGUUGUGUGACUUGUCGGAAAGCAAAAUCGAAGGACACGUUUCAGCUGCUUCUGGACUCGUCAGCUGGAGUUGAGCUGGUGGAGCUGAGUUUGAGCUAG